Messenger RNA from Stegodyphus dumicola, 469 nucleotides. RefSeq lists its product as uncharacterized. The record is from RefSeq and is a predicted model, not a curated record. NCBI's taxonomy places the organism in Eukaryota, Metazoa, Arthropoda, Arachnida, Araneae, Eresidae.
CGAUUUACAGUCUAUUAAUAGUGGAAAAGAAUGGAUUUCCAUGUGAUUUUACUAUUGCUGAUGAGCUUGAUAGCUGGAACCAUGGCUUCAGUAUACUAUCAUCCGUACCAUCAUCACCAUCACAAACUGCAGUACUACCACCACCAUCCUUACCACAAGCAUCAUCAUUAUGUAGAACAUCCAUUUUAUCACUACUUGAAACAUCAUCAUUACCAUCACCCUCACAAGGGCUAUCCUUACUAUUACGAUCACCACUAUCAUCACAAACAUCACCACCAUUACGAUCCAUAUGGUAAAUACUACUAUCAUCACCAUCAUCACUAAAGUUUGAAUCUUUUAGUGACCAUCUUCAAGGAUUUUUAUUAAGCUACAACAAGUAGAAUAUCUGGAAGUUGUGCAAGCAGAAUAUCUUGGUGUGCAUUUUGUUAAAGAUCCUUUAAUUUGCAAUAAAGUUUAAUUUUGGUAUAGA